Messenger RNA from Diuraphis noxia (Russian wheat aphid), 407 nucleotides. It is a transcript of the gene eIF2gamma, whose product is annotated as eukaryotic translation initiation factor 2 subunit gamma. Gene Ontology annotation, cellular component: eukaryotic translation initiation factor 2 complex; cytosol. The record is from RefSeq and is a predicted model, not a curated record. Gene Ontology annotation, biological process: formation of translation preinitiation complex. Lineage: Eukaryota; Metazoa; Arthropoda; Insecta; Hemiptera; Aphididae. Gene Ontology annotation, molecular function: translation initiation factor activity; GTPase activity; GTP binding.
AAAAUAAUGAUUGCCGUAUUCAGAGUAAUAGGGUUGAUCCUUUUAUUAAGAAAUAUACUAAAUAUAGUUAUUUAAUAUUUACGUCAGUCUUAAAGGAUAGCCCAUUGCGUUUAAUUGUCUCUAUAGUGUUAUAUUCGGCAACCACCAUGUUUGACGCUCCUCCGUCCGCAAAACUCAAGGAGCAAGAUCUAGAACAUUUGGACAUCUCUAAACUCACACCAUCAUCACCUGAAGUUAUCAGCCGUCAGGCUACAAUCAAUAUUGGAACGAUUGGUCAUGUAGCACACGGAAAAUCAACUAUCGUAAAAGCUGUUUCUGGUGUUCAAACUGUACGAUUUAAAAAUGAACUUGAAAGAAAUAUUACAAUUAAAUUAGGUAAAUAUAAAACUAUCUUUUAUUUAUAUUAA